GGGUACAGGACAGCGAUUAAAAGAGGGUGGGAGGGGAGCAACUGACAGGCUCAAGAGCAAAUAACAGUGGGCAGCUGAACGGCAGCCAGAGCCUGAAGAAGCCAACUCCAGGGAGGAGGAGAGGAAGCAGAAGGCUCAGAAUCGGUCUCCUAAGCUUGGCAAGAUGGGUGACUGGAGCUUCCUGGGGGAGUUCCUGGAGGAGGUCCACAAGCACUCCACGGUCAUCGGCAAGGUCUGGCUUACCGUCCUGUUCAUUUUCCGAAUGCUGGUCCUGGGCACCGCUGCUGAGUCCUCCUGGGGAGACGAGCAGGCUGAUUUCCGGUGCGAUACCAUUCAGCCUGGUUGCCAGAAUGUCUGCUACGACCAAGCCUUCCCCAUCUCCCACAUUCGCUACUGGGUACUGCAGAUCAUCUUCGUCUCUACGCCGUCUCUGGUCUACAUGGGCCACGCCAUGCACACAGUGCGCAUGCAGGAAAAGCAGAAGCUGCGGGAUGCGGAGAAAACCAAAGAGGCCCGUGCCACUGGUGCCUAUGAGUACCCGGUGGCCGAGAAGACAGAGCUGUCCUGCUGGAAUGAAGUGGAAGGAAAGAUUGUCCUCCGGGGCACUCUCCUCAACACCUAUGUCUGCACCAUUCUGAUCCGCACCACCAUGGAGGUGGCCUUCAUCGUGGGCCAGUACCUCCUCUACGGAAUCUUCCUGGACACCCUUCACGUCUGCCGCAGGAGUCCCUGUCCUCACCCAGUCAAUUGUUACGUCUCGCGGCCCACAGAGAAGAACGUCUUCAUCGUCUUUAUGAUGGCCGUGGCUGGACUGUCUCUCUUUCUCAGCUUGGCUGAACUCUACCACCUGGGCUGGAAGAAGAUUCGACAGCGCUUUUUCAAGCCCCGCCUAACCCAGCGCCUCACUCCUCCCCCUGACUUCAACCAGUGCCUGAACAGAGCAGACCAGAAGUACUUGGGGGGCUUAAGUAAUAAUAUGUGUUCCCAGAAGAAUCCAGACACUCUGGCUGCAGAGGAAGUGCCGCACCAGGAGAAUAUUUCUCAAGGUUUCAACAUGCAAUAUAGCCACAAACCCGAGGAGCUCAAUGGAGCCUCUCCGAGCCACGACCUUCCUCCGGGCUACCGUGGUGACAAGCGCCGCCUUAGCAAGGCCAGCAGCAAAGCAAGGUCAGAUGACCUGUCAGUGUGACCCUCUGAGGAAAGGCCAGUCCCAGAAGGGAUCUCAGGAGGCUGUGACAGGGAGAAGCAGUCUCUCAGGACAGUAUAUUCUCCCAUUCAGCACUGCCAUGCUCCUUCCGGUCCCGAGUCUGGAUGGCAUUGCUCAUCCAUUCUCAAAAUCACAAUUCGAGGGUCUUCUCAAGGACAGGGCUACUCCUCAGGACUCAUCCUCUACCAGGAUACACAGUGAAGCCUUUCACGUGAUUUACUAAAUUGGAUAGGGUGGAGGCAGGAACGGGAACCAUGACAAAUCUGGCCUGGGAAGGACAGACACGAGGAUUCAACACCAGCAACUUACCAGAUAGAAAGUCCAGGUCUUGGCUCCUUUGGUACUAUGCCCAUCCUUUUUCUUCUUUCUUCUUUCUUUUUUUUGGAAGAGUCCAAGCUUCUCAGUCAGUUGAGAGUGUUCAUCAAGUACUUUCCUUUGUAUCAUCCCCUUGAAUCUGUUGCUCUCAUGGGCCAUCCCUCGGAGUGGUGCUUAGGUGACCGUGAGCUGCCCUUGGCUACACCUCCCUUCUCCCAGUCUUAAGGGGGUAUCCUUGGUCCCUAGCCAGCAUCAGCUUAACAAGUGCCUUGGUAUGUGCCUUUGGCAAACAUCUCAUGGUAGUGAUGCAGCCUUUCUGCCAGGAGAGACACCCAGCUCCUCAGGGUGCCAAGUCCCCUAGGCAGUCACUGUACACACAGGUAGCACUGACACUGCCACCCCUGUCAUCCUGCGGUCCUUUACAGGACAACGUAACCAUAGAAACCAUCCUUGCCUGCAUCCUCGGCUGUUCACCCAGGGCUCCUCUCACAUCUUUCUGAACAGGAAUGUCCAAGAAGUCACUAUCCUCUCGAGAACCCUGGCUAGAUUACCAGUCACCAAGUUCAGGGGAAGUUUCCCAGCAUUUGGGGAAACAAGGAAAGCAUUGUACUUCUCCUAGGAAAAAACAAUUCUGCUGUUAAAAUGAAAAUUUUAAAAUAAAUGAGAGAAGAUACCAGAAAACUAUUUUCCCUCCUAUGUAUGUCAUUCACUAUCUGACUGCCAAGAGGAGGCAUGUUGACAGCUACCCAGAUCUUUCUAAGAGGCAUCAAGGGGACAUAGAAGAAGGAGGGGCUCUCCAGCUGUUUUGGGCUAAGCUCUUAUUUAAAUUCCUAUGUUUCCUUGGUACCCCUAGGAAUAUUACCAGGGAAAAACUGCAGAAAAGCCCUGCCUUCCUCAAGGUCUAGCCUGGGGUCUCUACUGAGUAGAUCCAUAAUAGGUUGUCUUCCAUUUCUUUUAACGCAGAUAAAAGAUGCUCAGGAUCAGAUACCGAGACUCAUAGACACGUUGCUGCAUUAAAAUAGAUCGGUGCGUGCAUACAUGUAUAUACAUGUGUGUGCAUUUGUGUGGACAUGUGCAUGUGUGUGUACAUGCUUAUAGGAUGGUGAAGAAAUGUCCUAAAGAAAGGUAAGGAAAUGAGAAAUGUGUAGAGAAGUUUGGGUCUUUCUGCCCCGCUUGCAGUUGUCAGGCAGGAGGGCGGAGCUUGCAUCUCCAUCAGCCUAAGGGACAGGCAGUCCCGAAGGGUGAAGGCUCAGAGGUCAGUCUCUGCCCCCUGACCCAUCACUGGGACCCUAGGCUGGCAUUUGGAUGGUACUGGUGGAUAGAAAGGAAGGCUUGGGAAGGAAGAAGUGAUGGGAUACUUGGGAAAGCAGGAUGCCCCCUCCCCUGCCCCGCCAACACAUUUCAUUCAUUAUGAUUCUCUGUCUUUCUAGUUAUGGGAUUUAUUUGUUUUCUGCAAUGAGUGUUUUUGAAUUAGAAACUCUAAGAUCAGCCUUCGAAUGGUGAGGUUUUCAGAAGGGAAAAGGGAGAUAAUAUGUGUAACUUGUUUUCAAUAAAAUCUGCCUCUACAUGCUA
This is a messenger RNA of Myodes glareolus (Bank vole), 3094 nucleotides long. RefSeq names its product gap junction protein alpha 5 (gene Gja5). Gene Ontology annotation, cellular component: connexin complex. The record is from RefSeq and is a predicted model, not a curated record. Gene Ontology annotation, molecular function: gap junction channel activity involved in atrial cardiac muscle cell-AV node cell electrical coupling. Gene Ontology annotation, biological process: cell-cell signaling; atrial cardiac muscle cell to AV node cell communication by electrical coupling; heart development. Lineage: Eukaryota; Metazoa; Chordata; Mammalia; Rodentia; Cricetidae.